Messenger RNA from Malania oleifera, 742 nucleotides. RefSeq lists its product as uncharacterized. NCBI's taxonomy places the organism in Eukaryota, Viridiplantae, Streptophyta, Magnoliopsida, Santalales, Ximeniaceae. Bases 87 to 647 code for a protein of 186 amino acids. Gene Ontology annotation, biological process: translation. Gene Ontology annotation, molecular function: structural constituent of ribosome; zinc ion binding. The transcript has 2 exons. Gene Ontology annotation, cellular component: ribosome; cytosolic small ribosomal subunit. The record is from RefSeq and is a predicted model, not a curated record.
ACAAACAUCCUAAAUUUGCUAAAAAAUCUUACUUUCUAAAUUUCAAUGAAACAUCUGUCAUCAUUGACCUCGCUCCUCAACUAUAAAUGAGAACGCCACCAAUCCGCUCUUCUCGACUUAGAUCCUCUUGCUUCUGUCGUGAAGAGAUGGAUCGCACAAAAGCCUUCGCCGUUGCAUUCAUCUGCUUCGUCGUGAUCGGUGUCGGAGGUCGCUCUCCCCCUCCCCCUCGCCCUCCCCCUUCCCCUCCCCCUAAGAAUCCUUAUCCCGCUAAGCAUCAUUAUCACCAUGGAAAGCAUGUGACUCGUUCCGUCGCUUCUCCGCCGCAACCUGUGCCUGCUUUGCCUGCUGGUGUUCCUGCGCCGGUCCUUUGGAAGCAGCCGAUCAUGCUAGGGUUUUGUACAGCUGAAGGAAUGGGUCAUUUGAAUGUCUGGAACUCGCAUCCAAAGAACUGCAGCCCUGGGUCUCGUGCCUGCCGAGUUUGUGGAAACCCACAUGGGUUGAUCAAGAAGUACGGGCUUAUGUCUUGCAGGCAGCGCUUCCAUAGCAAUGCCAAGGAAAUUUACUUCAUCAAGUAUCGUCAAGGGAGCAUUUUUGGGAGGGAUGCGUUGGUCCGCCCAUCCUGGAGAUUAAAUGAGUUGAGACUCUAAUUAAGUUGUUAUUUUCUUCGAGCGUUGAUUCUGAGUAAGUUGUCAUUUCAUUUUGGUAUGCUAUGAUGCAAUUUAAUGGAAUUAUAAUUUUUGAA